Molecule: messenger RNA, 1034 nt
Organism: Rotaria sordida
Lineage: Eukaryota; Metazoa; Rotifera; Eurotatoria; Philodinida; Philodinidae
Source: the annotation of a GenBank genome assembly
AUGAACGAUAACGGAAGACGUGUUAAUAGUAUUAUUAUAAAAAAUUUACCAGCAAAUUAUAAUGAAAGUCAACUUGAAGAACUAUUUUCAAAAUUUGGUCGUAUUGUAUCAAGUAAAGUUUUACCAAGUAAUCCAAAUUUUGAUGGUGGUUGUGGUUUUGUUAAUUUUGCUGAAUCAGAUAGUUGUACUAAAGCUGUUGAAAAUAUGAAUAAUUUUGUUAUUGAUCGAUUUACUUUACGUGUUAAUCAUGCAUCAACACGAUUGGGUAAUAAUAAUACUGAUCGACCACAAAAUGGAUUUCGUAAUAAUGGCGAAUUACAUGAAGAUAAUAAUGGUGCAUCAUCACCUAGUAUUCAAAAUCGAUUUAGUGGUUUUCGACCAGCUAGUGAACGUUCACCAACAAACACAAUACGAUUAAAAACAAAUAGUACACCUUUGAAUACAAAUGAAUCAGAUACAUUAUUAACUAAUAAUAAUAAUAAUAAUAAUAAACCAUUAUGGAAUGGUACAAAUAUUGAACAACAAAAUGAUAAAAAUACAUUACAAAAUGAAUUAACAAUGAAUAUUCGUGAACAUGAUUUAUUUAUAAUAAAUAAAAGUUAUUGUGUUUAUUUAUCGAAUCUUGAAGUACCUAAUAUAAUAUUUGCAGCAACGUUAGAUGAUUAUGUUAAUGCAACAUUACUUAUAACACAAAUGAAUAAACAUGAACAACUUACAAAAAUUCAAGCCAAUUCUUAUAAAUCAAAACUUGUUGUUGGACAAUUUUGUGCUGCACUUUUUAAUGGAGAUUGGUAUCGAGCUCGUAUAUUGGAAGUUGAUGAAAAUCGUGUUCAUGUACAAUACAUUGAUUGGGGAAAUACUGGAUGGUGUGAUUCAAUUCUUGAAAUUCGUUCAUUACCAAUCGAAUAUUAUAAAGAUUCUAUUUUAUGUGUAAAAUGUAUUUUGGAUGGAAUACCAACUGAAAAUAAACUAUCCGAUGAACAAACAAAUGCUAUACUUGAAAUACUUGUUCUUGAUGUUAAACUUGAAAUGAC